ACAUUCACUGGAUCAAACUUCCUAAAAAAAUAAUAAUAAUACACCGGAUCCGGGUUCUAGGGUUUGGUCCUGGGAGUGAUCGUUUCCUGACCAACCGAUCCAUAAGUCAGACUUCGGACCUCUCGAGCAAGAUCGUCGCAGCCGUCUCUCUCACCCUCCUCGAAUUUCAGUUUCACCAAUCUCCCGCCAUUCUGAACUAGCGUCUUCCACACACUUCUUAAACUUUCUCUCUCUAAAAUUGUAUAGUUUCUCUCACUAGGAGUUUCUUCAAAGAGAGAUCGAGCCAGAUGUGCUGAAGAAAUGGGAAGCGAUGGAAGUUGAAAGAAUUAAAUCAGUGAAGAGAAAGCCCUUAUCGGAUCGAACUAACCUCAUCCCUUCCACCGAUCUCCGCUAUGUCUCUACCUCCUCCGUCGUCAAACUCCAAAACCCUAAUCCAAUUUCAAAGCCAAAACCCAAACCAAAUCCCAAACCCUACAAUUCAUCCCCCAACAAGCCACCCACUAAUUCCUCCAAAUCCGACACCAGCGUCGGAUCAUCCAACACCAACAGAAAUGCCCCAAUCGGUCCUAGAACCAUCCCACAACCCCAAUUUUCAACCCCUCCUAGCGCUCAGUCACCACAUUCUUCAUCUACCAAUCCUGAUGAUGGAAACAGUGAGAUAUUUGAGCCUCUUGUAGUUUAUAAGCGAAGACAAACUGCAGAGAAAAGGAAGGCAAUUUCUGUGCCUUUUAGUUGCCCACCUCUAAAAAAAGUGGAUGACAAAGGAAAGGCAGUUGCAGUGCCUUAUAGUUUCCCUCCUCUGGGCAAAGUGAAUGACAAAGGAAAGGCAGUUGCAGUGCCUUUUAGUUGCCCUCCGCUAGACAAAGUGAAUGACAAAGGAAGGGCAGUUGCAGUGCCUUUCAGUUGCCCUCCUAUAGGCGAAGUGAAUGACAAAGGAAAGGUGGUUGCUGUGCCUUUAACUUGCCGUCCUCUAAACAAAGUGAAUGACAAAGGAAAGGCGGUUGCAGUGCCUUUAAUUUUCCCUCCACUAAACAAAGUGAAUGACAAAGGAAAGGCGGUUGCAGUGCCUUUGAUUUGCCCUCCUCUAGGCAAAGUGAAUGACAAAGGAAAGGCAAUUGCAGUGCCUUUCAGUUGCCCUCCUCUAGGCAAAGUGAAUGACAAAGGAAAGGCAGUCGCAGAGCCUUUAAUUUGCCCUCCUCUAAACAAAGUGAAUGACAAAGGAAAGGCGGUCGCAGUGCCUUUCAGUUGCCCUCCUCUAGGCAAAGUGAAUGACAAAGGAAAGGCGGUCACAGUGCCUUUCAGUUGCCCUCCUCUAGGCAAAGUGAACGACAAAGGAAAGGCGGUUGCAGUGCCUUUCAGUUGCCCUCCUCUAAACAAAGUGAACGACAAAGGAAAGGCGGUCGCAGUGCCUUUCAGUUGCCCUCCUCUAAACAAAGUAAAUGACAAAGGAAGAACAGUUGCAGUGCCUUUCAGUUGCCCUCCUCUAGGCAAAGUGAAUGACAAAGGAAAGACUGUUGCAGUGCCUUUUAGUUUCCCUCCUCUGGAGAACACAAAAAAUAAAAGGAAGGCUGUUGUUGUGCCUUACAGUUGCCCUCCAAGGACCAAGAAUAUUCGGGGUGAACAUAUGGAAGCUGGAGAUGUUGGUCUCUCCAAAUCGUGUUCAUUUCCUCUUCCGAAGUGUCAAAAGAAGAGACGUCACUUACUGCCAGAGGAAAAUGUCUCAAAACCGGUAGCCUUGCCACGAGAUUUUGUUGAGCAGCAGAGAGCCUACUUUAAGGAAGUUGAUGAGUUUGAACUGGCAGAGGAGGAGGUAUCUGAUAUCGAGUAGAAUCAGUAGAGCUUUUACACUUGAGAUGUGUAGGGGCUCCCUGACCCAUUGACCUUUUUCGUAUAGUUACAAUUGUUUUUACUUUACUAAAUUCUGGUACUAUUAGUUACUGACACCAAUUAGGUUGAUGCAAGCCCUUGGCAAUCCUUUUGAAAAUCUACUGUACAUUGGUCUAAUAUUCCCCAAAGUACACAUAAUAGCAUUGGGUCUGUCCCAAAGAAAGCAGAGCAUUGGUCUGCUGUGGAGAUCAUAAUGUUGACUUCAUUUAUCUUGUAUUCUUUCUUUAUAUUUUUAUGUUGGUUUUUUUAUGAAGUAAAUAGCUUUUGUUC
Molecule: messenger RNA, 2157 nt
Organism: Cornus florida
Lineage: Eukaryota; Viridiplantae; Streptophyta; Magnoliopsida; Cornales; Cornaceae
Product: SH3 domain-containing protein C23A1.17-like
Exons: 4
Coding region: 311-1828 (505 amino acids)
Source: RefSeq, a predicted model, not a curated record